ACAUGUAUAUACGACAGGUGACAGCUGAUCCGACGAUCCGAGCAGCUACCAACCAUUGCUUUGGAUCUGUCAUGUAUAUUUUGUCUACUGUUAAUUUAAUUUAACAGCAAUCUUUCCGCGAACUCCGAGUGAUUAUAACAUUUGUUUUGCUCACGCAACGUAUCAACAUGGGCAACUGUUGUGGAUUAUGUUACAAAGGAUCAUCGUCGUACGAAGAUCUCACGCCCGACCGGGAGACUAUACGCAGGAGACAAGCGGAAGCUGCUGAGAAAAGAAUUGCUGAGCAGCAGCAAAGGGGUAUAAAAGAUAUAGAUUCUGUUAAAAGACAACAGCGACGAGCAUUGGAACUUGAGAAACGGGAACAAGAAGCUGCUGCUAGCAGUACACAACCUACGUUAAAGUGGCAGGUAAACUAAUCUAAGAAGAGAUGCAUGCUACUGUUCAACAGAAAUGGGCUGUAUAUUGAUUUUCACGAGGUAUUAAGUAUUCAAUAUAAUACUUGGUCGACCAAAAUGAGGUAGAUCUGACAUCACUAACGAUAUUGAUAUGAUCACACAAGUGCAAUCUUAUUUUGUACCUUUGAUAUAGAAUUAAGUUAUGAGGAUAGGUUAGGUUUUGGAUAUCUUAAUUUAACUAAAGAAUUAGCUAUGUGUGAAACUAUAUAUAUAUAUAUAUAUAUGUCAUAAAGUUUUA
This is a messenger RNA of Formica exsecta, 693 nucleotides long. RefSeq names its product small VCP/p97-interacting protein (gene Svip). The transcript is spliced from 3 exons. NCBI's taxonomy places the organism in Eukaryota, Metazoa, Arthropoda, Insecta, Hymenoptera, Formicidae. The coding region runs from base 168 to 416 and encodes 82 amino acids. Gene Ontology annotation, biological process: negative regulation of VCP-NPL4-UFD1 AAA ATPase complex assembly; negative regulation of retrograde protein transport, ER to cytosol; positive regulation of autophagy. The record is from RefSeq and is a predicted model, not a curated record. Gene Ontology annotation, cellular component: endoplasmic reticulum membrane.